AUGUCACAGAGGAGAAUGGCAGUUAACUUUGGGUCUGUUUCUGGACUUCGUAUAGUCGAUCACAAGCUCGAUAAAACGAUCAGCUUGCGUAACAGUUCAAAUGGAAUCGGUGGAUUCUGGAAGAUGACGACACUUGAGGACUCGGAAGUGACAUCAACAUCUAUUGCAGCGGUCACGUUGUCAUCCGCCAUCGAUGAUUGUGACGAGACGAGACGCGAAAGAGCGUCCACUUGA
Molecule: messenger RNA, 234 nt
Organism: Necator americanus (New World hookworm)
Lineage: Eukaryota; Metazoa; Nematoda; Chromadorea; Rhabditida; Ancylostomatidae
Exons: 1
Coding region: 1-234 (77 amino acids)
Source: RefSeq, a predicted model, not a curated record